Bactrocera dorsalis (oriental fruit fly) is the source of this 3157-nucleotide messenger RNA. RefSeq names its product homeotic protein female sterile. The record is from RefSeq and is a predicted model, not a curated record. NCBI's taxonomy places the organism in Eukaryota, Metazoa, Arthropoda, Insecta, Diptera, Tephritidae. The transcript is spliced from 5 exons. The coding region runs from base 905 to 2899 and encodes 664 amino acids.
UGCGGACACUAGUUGGGGUUGACGUGCAGCAGCUAGGUUGUACGACGGUGUGGUGCGGUUUUGGCGGCGGCACAUUCCGUUUUAUCAAAAGUUAAAACUCAAUCGCUUGUUUCUGUUUUGGUCAGUCAGCAGUUGUUAUCCGGUGGCGUUAGGUCUCUCGUCGUAGUCAGUACAGCGUCGUACACGAGGCGAGCAGAAAACGUGUGCUAGCGGAACAUGACAAGCUAAUUAGCAACCAUAAAAUAAAAAAAAAGUGGCGAAGAAACACCAAAGAAAAUGUGAAAAAAUAUUUUAUGAAAAUAAAAAAAAAAUUAAGAAAAUAUUCUGAAGAAACGCCUAACUCAAAGUGUGUGAAAUUGUCUCAUAGACGCAAACAAAGUGUUGCCACAAAGUAAACGCUGACAGUUGCUUGGCAGCAAGAGUUCCAAAAACCGUUACUUUCGUUUACUUUUGAAAAAGUGGAAAAUUUUUGCUAAAAAUAUAAAAAAUAACAAAUUAAAUAUAGCGCUUACAAAAACAACAAAGUGCAGUUCGGAAGUGUGUGUAGACAGUGUUUGUGCAUUUACCGUUAACUGCAACAUUACGCGCUCCAGCCACAGCCUUGCAGAGAUUUUCAACGAAUCCAAGGGCAUUAAAAGUAAAAACCCCUAAGAAUUGUGACACACGCACACGCACGCACAAUUCUUCGUACGCUUAGCGCAAUUUAAUUAGCACAUCGCAUUGCCAACGUUUAGCCGUUGCAUUUUGUUUUUCCUUUAACGGUAUUUCCUGUAGUCCAAAGCCGGCGUUCAGCGCAUAAAAAUUAUCCAAAAUUCCGAAGAAUCCGAGAAAAACACCAAAACAGUCGACACGUACAGCGUCGUCAACCGGUACCGGUGGCAGCAGUGGUGGUGGCACCACUAAAAUGGCAUCGAAACGCAAAGCAUCGGUGCUGCUCCAUAAGGAGACCAUCCCAGCUGCAGCGACCACAACCACCACGGACGCGACCGGUAAUGGUGGCGGCAGUGUCACGGGCGGUGUUGUGGGUAUUGGCGCCGCAGCGGGUUCGGUGGCUGGGAGCGUUGGCGGUGACAACAACACCGAAACGGAUCCCUAUGCCGGCUUAAUGAAGGAUGCCGACAAAUUGAAACUGAUGUUGUUGGCUUGGAAUUAUCAGAAUUCAAAUGCGGUGCGCAAUGGCACUGAGGGACCCGAUUUGGGUGUGGUUGGUGGUUUGUGGGCACAAUACCAGAACGCUUUGGCACAAAAUGCGGCAAAUAACAAAAUGGACAUAUCCUUGUCGCCAGUGCCGCGCACAGAUGUCACAUCGCCCAUGGAGGCGCAGGAUGAGACGAACUCGUCGGGGCAGAAGGAGGAGGAUGAAGGCUCUGAGGAUGAUUCGGAUGAUAAACUAGACGAGAAGUUGGCCACACAUGACCCCGAACGGCUGAAGGCGUUCAAUAUGUUCGUGCGCUUGUUUGUGGAUGAAAAUCUUGAUCGCAUUGUGCCAAUUUCCAAGCAGCCAAAAGAAAAAAUACAAGCAAUCAUUGAUUCGUGUGCACGACAAUUCCCCGAAUUUAGCGAUCGCUCACGCAAACGUAUACGAACGUAUCUGAAGUCGUGCCGACGGAACAAGAAAACACGCGAAGGCUGGGAUAAUACCACCCGUCCAACACCAGCACACUUGACGUCCGUGCAGGCGGAGCAGAUACUGGCGAUUGCCUGCGAGAAUGAGUCCAUGAAUGCCAAGCGUAUGCGUAUAGGCCUGGAGCCCAUCACACAUGCCAUACCAGCGCCUGGUUCAGCCGUCGCCGCAGCUGCAGCAGCAGCGGCAGCAGCUGCCGCGGCCGCCGUGGCUGCCACCAGUUCCGCCACAUCCGUGGGUGGCGUUGGUAAUUCCACCAUCACAUCGGUUUCGGCUGGCGACGCCAUCUCCACCGUCACAACGUCUACGCUGCCGUUUGUUGGCGGCGGUGGUGGCGGCUUCGCACGUUCCACACCCAACUCCGAUGCCGCCGAACCACUAUCGUUGACACCAGCCGCUGCCGUGGCUGCUGCUGCCGCCGCCGCUGUGGCUGCUUCAACGGCUGGCGCUGGCGGUGGCAGCGGUGGCAUUAACUCGGCGCGCAGCUCACCGCUGGCGUUAAGUUCGAAUACAAGCGUAAGCGGCAGCACUAGUGGGCUGGACAUAAAACCGCUGACAGCUGUAUUAUCGAAUGGCAAUACGCCAACCAAUGGUACGGUGGGUGGGCUGGCCGGUUUGCCUGCCACAAGUCCACUUUAUCGGCCAUCAGAUUUCACUUCACCUUCAGCAGCAUCGCCAUUUGUAGCUGCUGCCGCUGCGGCAGUGGCUGCCGGUCGCACGCCAACCUAUCCCGGCUACUUUCCGGGUGUAGCAGGUCUUGGCAAUGUUGCUCCUACGGAUCUCUCCAUGAAACCAUCGUCCACCAGCACGUGUGUUACACUCACCACCGCCCCAACCACCGUCAAUACGAACAACAAUAUCGGCGUGAUGGGUGUCGGCGCACCGAAUCUCACCAGUUUGGUCGCCACUGGUGGUCUCUCCAUCAACAAUAACAAUGCGCUCGUCACCGCCACACAGCAGCUACAACAGCUGCAACAACAGCAACAGCAGCAGCAACAACAACAACAGCAGCAACAGCAACAACAACAGCAGCAGCAGCAACAGCAAGCAAUCAUGGCGACCGGCAUGAAUGCCAAUCAAAUGGUUGGCGGCUCAAUGAACGAUCCCAAUGUGGCUGCGGCUGCUGCCGUACGCCCACCGCCCUUGUUGGCGCACAAACUGAGUCCCAACGAAAUUACGGCAGCGCGUCAGGUGAUCUCGGCGUAUCGGGAGAGCGCAGCAUUUCUGCUACGCACCGCCGAUCAGGUCGAACAGCUGCUCGUGCAGCAGCAGUAAAUGUUCAAAUUGGCGCAGAGUUGCAUUUUAUUGUGUGGUGAAUAUGUGUGUGUGGUUAAUUUUGAGAAUUGAGAGUUUUCAUUUAUUUUUAAUAUUUUUUAAGAAAUUAAUAUUUUGGGUUUAAGUAGUCGAAGUAGCGUUUAAUUUUUGCUCAGCAAAAACGUAUUCAUUUGCAUGAAUUUUUGUAGGCAGCAUUUUCUAUAGCAGACAUAAACUCACCAUAGACCUCUCUUAAGUGAGCGGGUUGUUCCUAUUUUA